AUGGAUAGGGAGAUCAAGAUAAUGAUAGCUGAUUUCAAACAGAUGACCGAUAUCCAAGAUAUUAAGGCACAAUGGAAGAGAGUAAAGGCUGAUAUGGAUAGGGAGAUCAAGAUAAUGAUAGCUGAUUUCAAACAGAUGACCGAUAUCCAAGAUAUUAAGGCACAAUGGAAGAGAGUAAAGGCUGACAUGGCUAGGGAGAACAAGAUAAUGAUAGCUGAUUUCAAACAGAUGACCGAUAUCCAAGAUAUUAAGGCACAAUGGAAGAGAGUAAAGGCUGACAUGGCUAGGGAGAUCAAGAUAAUGAUAGCUGAUUUCAAACAGAUGACAGAUAUCCAAGAUAUUAAGGCACAAUGGAAGAGAGUAAAGGCUGACAUGGCUAGGGAGAACAAGAUAAUGAUAGCUGAUUUCAAAAAGAUGACCGAUGUCGAAGAUAUUAAGGCAACAUGGAAGAGAGUAAAGGCUGACAUGGAUAGGGAGAACAAGAUGAUGAUAGCUGAUUUCAAAAAGAAUACCAAGACUGCUAGAGACUUGGUCGAGGGGGUUGGUCACUCUUUGAAAGCAAGAUUUGGUAAGGCAAAAAUAGACUAA
Molecule: messenger RNA, 588 nt
Organism: Microthlaspi erraticum
Lineage: Eukaryota; Viridiplantae; Streptophyta; Magnoliopsida; Brassicales; Brassicaceae
Source: the annotation of a GenBank genome assembly